ACACCUUCGUAGAUCUUGUCCUCCUCCUCGCACUCCGAUUGUACGAAGCACUCUCAUUGCUGUCAGCGCUUCCUUCCACACCAUGGCAUCAGCCUCUGGUCUGGCCAGCGAUGCCUGGGUUGGCUGCAGCGCCUGGUGGGGGGCCCCUCCCGCCUCGGCAGCUGCGCCUCCCACCCCGCCUCCGCUUCCUACACAUCCUCAUCCCAUGACUGCCUCGCUGCGUUCACCCCUCGAAGCUUCCGAGUCCUCCCCUUCCCUCUUCAACUUCCCCGCUCUGCAAUCAGUCCUGGAUGAGGUCUACCACCAUGCCUUUGCCACGCCACUAGGUACAGCCAUCACUGGCGCAAUUGUCAGCUCCGGCUCAUUGAUCAUCUACUGGAGAUACUUCCGCAGACUCAAGAGCGCAGACUACAUCACACCGAGGGAGCUAAAGUGGCGGAGCGCAUUGGUGGGGAAAGUGACGCAUGUGGGAGAUGCUGAUGGCUUCCGCUUGUACCACCAACCCGGCCCACCUCUCAUCCGCAACCUCCUCUAUCCAGUCCCAACAACCGCAAAGGCCCUCAAAGACCAGACCAUCUCUGUGCGUCUGGCGGGGGCAGACGCACCAGAGUCGGCUCACUUUGGCAAGGUGGAGCAGCCCUUUGCAAAGGAGGCUAGAGCGUUGCUGGUCAAGCUUGUAGAGGGAAAGAGGGUGCGAUGUGAGGUAGCUCACAUUGACCAGUACAAACGCGUAGUAGCCACUCCUUACGUCUGGGCCUUUCCCUACAUCUUCGGACCUACCAACGUCUCCCUCGCCCUGGUCCAAGCGGGCUUAGCAACUGUAUACCGGCAGUCGGGCGCAGCGUAUGGUACGGCUGGCUUCUUCUCGAGGGUGCUGCUCAAUGACCCCAAUGGGCUAGGCAGGCUGGAGAGAGCAGAGAAGUUUGCUAGGUGAGCACGGAACUCUCGAGGGGUACCUCGCGCAGAUGAGAGGAAGCUGACAAUCUGUCCAUCUACUCUUACGCACAGGCUGAGGAAGAAGGGCAUCUGGAGUCUCGGCAAGAAGUUCGUUUCACCGGAAGAGUACAAGAAGAAGAUGAAGGC
Molecule: messenger RNA, 1083 nt
Organism: Microstroma glucosiphilum
Lineage: Eukaryota; Fungi; Basidiomycota; Exobasidiomycetes; Microstromatales; Microstromataceae
Product: staphylococcal nuclease
Exons: 4
Coding region: 83-934 (283 amino acids)
Cellular component (GO): cytoplasm; mitochondrion
Source: RefSeq, a predicted model, not a curated record